Molecule: messenger RNA, 4806 nt
Organism: Xiphophorus couchianus (Monterrey platyfish)
Lineage: Eukaryota; Metazoa; Chordata; Actinopteri; Cyprinodontiformes; Poeciliidae
Gene: podxl
Product: podocalyxin-like
Exons: 8
Coding region: 494-1789 (431 amino acids)
Biological process (GO): cell migration; positive regulation of cell-cell adhesion mediated by integrin; negative regulation of cell-cell adhesion
Cellular component (GO): microvillus membrane; apical plasma membrane
Source: RefSeq, a predicted model, not a curated record
CAGCAGCAGAAAGUCCAGGAGCGGUGGGAUUGGACUGCUCUGGGUCAGCCCCUGCUUUCUCAUGAUAAGGAAGGCAGGGCCGAGCUGCUGCUCUGCAAACAACUCAACUCUUUGGAGGAGAGCGGGGCCGGCUGGAGCACAAUACGGGACGGAGCCUCUGUGGGAGAGCGACUAAAGAACAACGGGGCAGCCAAGGAGACCACAGAAAUACUCUUCCCCCAAAUCCCCAAGUCCGCACAGAGAGAGGAGACAAAGACGGUGCAGAGAGCAACAAAAGCAUUCUUUGCUUUCAGUCCAGCACCAAAAGAAACAACUAAAAGAAAAACAAUAAGCUAAGCAAGAUCAUUUUCCCUUCAGAACCAAAUUGAAGGAGAAAGGUGUGACAGUUGCAUUUGUAAUCAGAGCAACAUCUCCAAAAACCAAGGUGAGGGCCAGAGGAGCUGUGCUGCAUGAAGGACGGAUCCAUCUGGAGGAAGACAAGCUCAGAGACAGGAUGAGGGCGACGCUGACCGUCACCUGGCUGCUGCUUUCACUGAGCAUCUGUUCAGAGAUCAGUGACGUUUCCUCCUCAAAGUCACUUGAAACAGAGAAAUCAGCAAAUACUACAGGUGGUUUAACCACUGCCCCAGCCUCAUCAGCAUCCAGUAAUCAGUCUGAAAAGCCAACCAGCGUAGCCCCAUCCACAGGAACAGUGACUCAGCAGCAACCCACAACAGUCAUCACCAAACCUCCCACUACUGCUACGGCUCUGACAACCGCUACUACAGCACAGUCAAACACCAGUGCACAGAUAUCAGUCAUAUCUGCCACCAGUUCUGGUGCCAUCACUCCCUCAGCCACCACUGUCACCACCGCCAUUACGACUGUCAUCCCUACCUCGGCUACAGGGUUUCCUGCCAGUAACAGCAAUACAGAGUUGACUACAGCUACUGAGUCCAGCAGAGGCACUACGGCAUCGGCCUUAAAACCAAGUGAAAGUGCCGUGAAAAAGACAGACAACACAGACGCUCCUACAGCUGGUCCAACCGUGAGGGCAACGUCUCAGAGGAGCCAAGCAACAUUGACGACUGCUGGCAGCAACGAGAGCAACAAUGCAGGUCCCACCACACAGACUAUGACCACACCUUCAAACUCCGACCAGGUCCCAGAGAGGAGCUUCACCUCCAGCCAAACUCCGACUGUAAAAGACUCUCAUGUCAUCACUAAAAGCCUGACCACUGCAGAUACAACACAGGCUGGGGGGACUGAGACAAACACUGAGACAUUUAUGUUUUCUCUGAGCGAUUCAGAGUCAGCGAAAAACAAAACUCUGGUGCAAUUGUGCAAGAGCAUCAUGUCCAGCCUGCAUAACGGAACCUGCCUCGUUACGCUGCUGAACAACGGGAGUAAGAUUGGCAGUUUGAAGAUUGAAGUCGACUUCAAUCUGGUACAGGAGCAACUUUCAAAACUCAACGCAGAAAUAAAACCUGCUGAAGAACCGACAGACAACAAAACCCUGACAGCCAUCCUGGCCUCCUGCGGAGCCCUCCUCAUCAUGAUCAUCAUCCUGGGCGUCUGCGUGUCCCAACGCCGCAAGCCGUACAACGAGAACCAGCUGCACCUGACCGAAGAGCUGCACACAGUGGAGAAUGGUUACCAUGACAACCCCACACUGGAGGUGAUGGAGGUGCAGCCAGAGAUGCAGGAGAAGAAGAUGGCGCUGAACGGGGAAUUCAGCGACAGCUGGAUCGUCCCCAUCGACAACCUGAUGAAGGAGGACGCUCCCGACGAGGAGGACACCCACCUGUGAGGACGAGGCGGCUGGGCCAGGGUUCCACCCACUCCCACACCACACCGCUGGUGUUUGAAACAGUGGCAAAAUCUAACAUACUGGAUUAAAUUGAAAAACUUCACCAAAUCAAUCAGUCUAUAACAUUUCUCCAAAAAUCUGCCAUGGUUGACAUUCUGCUCCCCCAGCCCACCCUGUAAGUAUAUCAGUGAGUCUCUGACAAACAAUUAUGCCUUUUGAAAACCAGCUAGAAUGUCUGCUCAGAGAGUUAGAAAUAUGUUAUGGAAAACUCACUCAUGUGCCGCCCAUUCUCACACACCGCUCUGGGUGAAGAGCCACACUCUCUCUGCAUGUCAAAAACCACCACAGCCCACUCACAAAAGCACCAAUCACUUACCGCACUUGUAAUUUACAAAAAGCAACGGGACGGAAAAGCCCGGAAACGUGGUUCUGUUCCCGGUCCGGCUGGGUAACCGUGUUUCUGAUCUCCUCGGCUGGUCCAGAGUUUUAUCUUAGACGAACUCAGGAUACUUUAAAGCAUUCUGAUGAUCCGGAAGAAGGCUGAACAGAUCCAGCUGAGUACUAACAUCUCACCUGAGGAAGCCCAGCCUGUACAGGCAUGGCAGAUCAGUAGGAGUCACAGAUUACUGACAAGGUCACAUGUGAAUAUUAUGCUUUUUAGCUCCUCAUUUAUUAUGUUUUCAAUCAAUUAAGACAGAACACUGAAUAUUUAAUCAUAUAUUUUAUGAAAUAUUGAUGAAAUAUCUGCUCUCAUGCAGUAGGAGUUCAUGAGUGGAAGUUGCCACAAAGUGUUCUGCAAAUAGAGGCUCGAUUGCCAACUUUUGCAAUGUCUGCUUGCUUUUAUUAUAUGUUUUGUCAGAUUAUUUGAUAAUUCAUUUGAAAGUUACAGGGUUUAAAAAUCAUGAGCUCUCUGACAAUCAGAUCUUGUUUCAGCUUUGGAUGGGAUCGUUUUGUAGCACUGACAGACUGAGCUCCCAGGAACGUGCUUUAGGAAUUAACCAGUAAAAAAACAGACAUCACUGAGCUGUUCAAAUAUUCACAUAGGAUCAAGGUUAAAUAGAACGAGCAUCAAAUUUUCAUAGAAAUGUAAAAUAUUACUUUGCACCUGCCACCUUUAGCUGCUGUUGGGUUUAAGUGAUUCUGUUGAGCUGCAACGUAACUUCAUCUAAUACUGCAGAUGAGAACUACCAGUAGAACCGCUUCCAACUUCACACAGUCAUGAAUCUAUUAAUCAUGAAUGUGAUACAGAAACAAAAUGGAAAAAGAGACAACACAGAAAAAAUAAAGAAUUGUUUUACACCUAAAAUUAUAUCUGACGACAAUCCAAUGUCAGAACUAGUAAAUCCGUGGCCUUGUACCUCACAAAUUUCUGAGACGUGAUCCGGGUUAGGAGGCAGAGCAGGGAAUGCCCCAGAUAUUUGCUCCACUCAUCCUGGCCGUAUUCAGAUGUCAGUGUCUUAUUUUGCCCUACCCACUCAUGGAGAACCACUUGGUACCAUUCUUAGUCCCAAAUUGUUCUUCCUCUGUACCCUUUUCAGCUCUUAUUUAAGAAAACAAGAUUUUAGUUCCAAAAGUGUCCAGAUGAUCCUCAGUGAUGAUGAACUACUAAAAUGACUUCCAGGUUAUAGCAUGGAGCCUCCCAUUAACUAUCUGGAGCUGUUCUCUUUUAAAAGAGUCACAAUCUUAGAACGCCGAAUAUUCUAAGAUUGUUGUAAGGGGAAAAUCGGGGCAAAAAAAAAUUGUGCAGUGUGAACAGGGCUUUAAAUGAGAUGGAUAGUUCAAACUGAGGGAUCUGUUGAGCAGGUAAUAUCUUACCUGCAGCGGACAGUUCUCUGAACACCUCCGCUGCUGACAGAACACACCAGAGCCUGAACCCACGUGGUCCAAUCGGGGGCAGAUUUCUACAACUCUACUGACACCAUGUCACAGUGGCAUUCAUCUGGUAUUAACAAGUAAAAAUUAAUUACACAUUCAAUUAUUUGUAUAUUUAAAAAAAAGCUCCAAUUUACCAACAAUCUGUACCCACAUAAAAGUCUCACGCAAAACAAAGUGAAAUGAGAUAAAUUCAUCCAACCUGACUAAACUUUCCAUGAAGUAAUCAAAUAAACAACUAAAGUGUCAGAGUGGUUUGACUAAAUACCAUCUUAUUAAAUUCAUUUUUCUCCAGAUGAGGCCAGAAAAGCACAUGAAGAACUCCUUCAUGGACAUAACUAACGCUGCACAAUAUAUGGAAUGCAAAUUCAUAACCACAAACUGUUGGGAUGCAUUUGGUAAUGGAAAAUACAGGAUAACUGUAAUCAUGACCAUCAGUAAAAUUCUCACACAAUGGAAUUAAAUGCUUUCCUGACAUUGUGCAGUUCUGGUAAAGACAAUAUGUAACAUAUGUUGCAAACAAAUUUAGAAUAUAGAAUUACCAUCAGAAUUUUGAGACAAAUUGUUCCAAAUGGAUAGAAAAGCGUUUAGUUUCCAGUGAAAAGCUGACCUGCUUCUGUGUUUAUUUAAACUCGAGAUGUUGCGAGUUAAGAAAUCACCUGCUGCCCACUGGAGAAGAAAACAACCCAUUUUCUCACAAUAUGAGAAAGCCUGUACAUAGCUGUAGGAUUCAUGUUGUUUUUUUUAAAAGAUGCUGCUGAUAUUAAAGAAAUCAAAUCACAUUUAUUCAGAGAUGAUCACACAGAGAUCAAUUAUUUUUUUCUACAGUUUCGAUCUUUUUCAACCAAUCAAGAACUUAAUGUAUAUUGACUUUCUAGCUACACAUAUAGAGGAAAAUCAGGCACUUUGGGCUCUUCAGUCCAAGGCCCCCAUUCCGCUGUUUUUUUUUUGUGUGUAAAAUGUCACUUUUUUUAUAGAUGUGUUACUUUCACCAGACUAUGUUAGCAUUCUUUAAUGUAUUUAUGGUUUGUUUGCUGCUGAAGGCGAACAGGGGUCUGACACACUGGAAACUGUAAAUUGUUGAUGGCUUUUGCCAUCGUCUUCUUGUAUCUGUUCAGAUUUGAAAAUAAAACCCUUUUUUUUUU